GCCGCCGGCUCCUUAGCUGCGAGUCUCCGGCCGAGCACGGAAGCGAAAUGUCAGCGGGCGCCGCGGCCCCCCGGGGCAAGCACCCCUUCCAGAAGCGGGGCAGCCUGCAGGGCCCCGGCGCCGCAGAGAUCCAUGGUGGGCUGGGGCCUCGAUCACUGCAGUCUGCCCACUCCCUGCCAGGAACUCUGCAUUGCCUGAAGCAAUUCCCUGUCGACCUGCGCACCUCCAUGGAUGGCAAGUACAAGGAAAUCGCUGAGGAGCUGUUCUCCCGCUCGCUGGUGGAGAGCGACAUGCGCAGCGCCCCCUACGAGUUCCCCGAGGACAGCCCCAUUGAGCAGCUGGAGGAGAGGCGCCAGCGGCUGGAGCGGCAGAUCAGCCAGGACGUGAAACUAGAACCCGACAUUUUACUCAGAGCCAAACAGGACUUCUUGAAAAUUGACAGUGCUGCUGACUUACAGCUGUACAAGGAGCAGAACGAGGACCUGGUGGAUCAUCUCCCCAAGGAGAGGGAUGUGCUGCUGGAGAGAGAGUUCCAGAGGGUCACCAUCUCUGGGGAAGAGACAUGUGGGGUGCCCUUCACAGACCUACUGGAUGCAGCCAAAAGCGUGGUGAAGGCACUGUUCAUCCGGGAGAAGUACAUGGGGCUCUCCCUGCAGAGCUUCUGCAAGACCACCGCCCGCUUCUUGGAGGAGCUCUCUGGGAAACCGCUGGAGACCCGGUCCUAUGAGGAGAUCCCAGAGACCCCCGUGGCUGCAGAUGCUCCUGUGCACCCCCCCUUCACAGACCAGCACCCCUAUGAGACCUGUCUCCCUGAGGCCAUGCCAGCCGACCUGGGCUUCGGCCUCAGGAUGGUCAGCGGAGUGAUCCACGUCUACACCAAGCGUGAUGUCGUGGACAGGAGCACAGAGCUGGACCUGCUGUACCCCGACCUACAGGAGUUCAUCGCCGACAUGAACGUCUUGAUGGCUUUGAUCAUCAAUGGCCCCAUAAAAUCCUUCUGCUACCGGCGGCUGCAGUACCUGAGUUCCAAGUUCCAGAUGCAUGUCCUGCUCAACGAGAUGAAGGAGCUGGCGGCUCAGAAGAAGGUCCCCCACCGGGACUUCUACAACAUCCGCAAGGUGGACACGCACAUCCACGCCUCCUCCUGCAUGAACCAGAAGCACCUGCUGCGCUUCAUCAAGCGCACCAUGAAGAAGCACCUGGACGAGAUCGUGCACGUGGAGAAGGGCAAGGAGCAGACCCUGAAGGAGGUCUUCGAGACCAUGAAUCUCACAGCCUAUGACCUUAGCGUGGACACACUGGAUGUCCAUGCGGACCGUAACACCUUCCACCGCUUUGACAAGUUCAACACCAAGUACAACCCCAUCGGGGAAUCCAUCCUGCGCGAGAUCUUCAUCAAGACGGACAACCAGGUCUCGGGGAAGUACUUCGCUCACAUCAUCAAGGAGGUGAUGUCCGACCUGGAGGAGAGCAAGUAUCAGAAUGCAGAGCUGCGGCUCUCCAUAUACGGCCGGUCACGGGACGAGUGGGACAAGCUGGCCAAGUGGGCUGUGAGCCACAAGGUGCACUCCAACAACGUGCGCUGGCUGGUGCAGGUGCCACGCCUCUUCGAUGUGUACCGCACCAAGAAGCAGCUGGCCAACUUUCAGGAGAUGCUGGAGAAUAUUUUCCUACCGCUCUUCGAAGCCACUAUCCAUCCUGCCAGCCACCCGGAGCUACACCUUUUCCUGGAGCACGUGGAUGGCUUUGACAGCGUGGACGACGAAUCCAAACCGGAGCAUCGCAUCUUCAACCAGGACAGCCCCCUGCCUGGGACCUGGGUCGAGGAAGACAAUCCGCCCUACUCGUUCUACCUGUACUACAUGUAUGCCAACAUGACGGUGCUGAACCACCUGCGCAGAAAGAGGGGCUUCCACACCUUUGUCCUGCGCCCUCACUGCGGGGAGGCGGGCCCGAUUCACCACCUGGUGUCAGCCUUCAUGCUGUCGGAGAACAUCUCGCACGGGCUGCUGCUCCGCAAGGCACCCGUGCUGCAGUACCUCUACUACCUAGCCCAGAUUGGCAUCGCCAUGUCCCCACUCAGCAACAACAGUCUCUUCCUGAGCUACCACCGCAACCCACUGCCCGAGUAUCUGUCCCGUGGCCUGAUGGUCUCGCUCUCCACUGAUGACCCCCUGCAGUUCCACUUCACCAAGGAGCCCCUGAUGGAGGAGUACAGCAUCGCCACGCAGGUGUGGAAGCUCAGCUCCUGCGACAUGUGUGAACUCGCUCGCAACAGCGUGCUCAUGAGUGGCUUCUCCCACAAGGUGAAGAGCUACUGGCUGGGACCCAAUUACCUGAAGGAAGGGUCCGAGGGGAACGACAUCAGACGCACCAACGUGCCGGACAUCCGGGUGAGCUACCGCUUUGAGACGCUGUGCCAGGAGCUGACGCUCAUCACACAGGCCGUGCAGACGGCAGAGCUGGAGACCAUCCAGGAAGAGGCCCUGAUCGUGAGCUCCAGCCUGGGCAUGCAGUGAAGGACGCUGGUCUGGGCGUUCCCCCUCCAGGCGAUCUCCCCCCUGGGGACUAGCCUGGCGCAUGAGAAACCCCUGCUGCCUUUCGUAGCAUCUACGCUCCUGGCCCUGGGGAUCCUGUCCGUUCCCUGGCGUUGGGUUCACUGCAUUCCCCUUUGCUUGGUGUUUCCCCGAAGAAGGGGCUCAUUCUCUUUCCUUAGUGGCUGCCCUUGGGAACAGGCUGGGGUCAUUUUAGUUGGUUGCUUUGGGUUGUUAGUUUUCUUUUGGGUUUGUUUCUUCUGCCCUCUUUUUUUU
Molecule: messenger RNA, 2810 nt
Organism: Chelonoidis abingdonii (Abingdon island giant tortoise)
Lineage: Eukaryota; Metazoa; Chordata; Testudines; Testudinidae
Gene: AMPD2
Product: adenosine monophosphate deaminase 2
Biological process (GO): IMP salvage; AMP metabolic process
Cellular component (GO): cytosol
Molecular function (GO): AMP deaminase activity
Source: RefSeq, a predicted model, not a curated record